AUGGCUAGUACUAAGACACAGAAGUCGAUGAACUCCAACGAGCAGGAUCGGCAUGCAGAUGGCAUCAGAAUUAGCGGACAGGAACGCGCGACAUUCGCAUCCAUCCUUGCAAUCGUUGAUUUGGACGCAAUAUCCAAGUUUGCUUCUACGGUGCGCCAGUCAGGCCACCUUUCCACAGCAACCAACCUCACGAGGAUAGUGGCCUCACUCGGCUUCACACCCUGCAAAGUAAACUCAGCACCAUUCUCGGGAUCUUACAACAUUGUCUUUGCCAUCGAGUUUACUGAUGGCGUUUGCUGGAUGCUAAAAAUCCCCGCCAACGGCCAUAAUCAGCAGUUUGGUGAGCUUGCAAGCAAGGCUCUUAUAUCUGAAGCGCGCACUAUGCAAUUGAUCAAGAAAGCAACAACGAUUCCUAUUCCUGCUGUGUAUGCAUUUGACGGUUCUUUGGAUAACGAGUUGCAUGUGCCUUUCAUCUUAAUGGAGCGAAUCGAUGGGACACCUCUGUACAAAGGAUGGUUCAACGAAGACGAAAAACCAAAGGCUCAGCUCGAGAAAUUUCGGGCUAGAGCUUUACAGAGCCUUGCAGCGGCUAUGGCACAGCUAAAUCUGUUCAUGCUGGAUCAUGGAGGCUCGGUUGUAUUCGAUUCUGAUGGCAAAGCGGUCGGUGUUGGAGGAGCGAAGAUCGUUGAUGCGAAUGCCAUGUGGUAUUCAGAAGACGAAAACCCAAACAACAUCGACAUCUUCUGUGAGAAAGGACCAUUUGCUGAUCCAAAACCCGCUCUUCGUUUCAUGCUGGACCGUCGUCCAUCGAGACCUGAAGAUGACGCAUACCUCAAGGGUGUUGAUGCUUUACUGCGCAUGUUCGUCGAGUGGGCGUGCGAAAAGAAACCACACGGGCCCCGUUUUGUCUUGGCACACCCCGAUUUCGAUAUUCAGAAUAUCCUGGUUGCUGAAGAUGGAACGCUACGCGGUUUGAUUGACUGGGAUGGUGCUGCUGCAGUGCCGCGAGAGGUCGGCUGCGCCCAGUUUCCCAUUUGGCUGAUGCAUGACUGGAUAGAGACUCAAUAUGACUACGACGUUAGUGCGGGAAAGCCACGGGAAGAAGCUGGAUAUAAUGAGAGCUCACCUAACGAGCUUUCGUGCUACCGAGCGAUGUACGCGCAGUUUAUGGAACAGGAAAUUGCGCUCAACUAUAAAGGGUCGGCACAUCUCACAGUCCACGGUACCACGCCCAAGGAAGAAGCUGAUGUGACUCGGCGGUCUCUGGUGAUGAAAAAUUUGGAAAUUGCUACGAACACUCCUAUGGUUACCUCCGAUAUUGUUGACCAUAUGCUGGCCUUGAUUGUAGACCUCACAAAAUUGGACUGGGAGGAUGUACAGCCCGACUGUGACUCAUCCUUCUCAACCCAUAGUGAAAUAGAGACCGAGAUGAUAGAGCGCAAGCUGGGUAGUGCCACAGUGGAGUACGUUUCAGGCAGCAGCGGCAGCGGCAGCGAGAGCAACAUCUGCAGCAAUAGUGAUAAAGACAGCACCGACACCAAAGCGACAGAGAUAGAUGAUGAGGACCAAGCCAUGGUAACUAACGAUUCUACCAAUCAGUUCGAUGGUAAAGCCGUCAACAUGGACGCUUUUGUAACCGAGCCCCCACUCCUGAGCAAAGUCGAAGCCCGAGAGCAGGGAACGGAACCCUCUGCUGAUUCUCGUGGCGACAAACCAAGCUCAACUUCUCUGGGUUGGACGUGGAGACUGCUUCGACUCGGUUGCGAUAAGGCUGAAAUUUGCCUGAGAAGUAUUGCCAAGAUCGGCCAUGUUCAGAAUGAUGCCGUCGGUAGAGUGGCGGAAGUACCGGCCAAAGUCGAAACACAACAUGGUAAAGUCGCCAUGCAGGGAGAGUUUAGACAGAUCAAAGAUAUCUCUUCCACUCAAGGUAUGGAGGCUUCGCGGCAGCCCACUAACAUAGCAUCAAUAAUACCUACGGCAAAGGUCGACGAGAUCUCUGCGAGGAAGGCUGAUCUCCUCAAACCGGCUAAGGCGGAGAAGAAGCUUACUGAGUAUACUGAAGAGAAGGCUGAAACCGAGGAGCAAGGAAUAUGGGAGCGAAUUGCUAUCGAUGUCCGCAACUGUGGUGUAUCCGUCGAAAUCCUUCGAAAGCAUGAAUUCCAGAUUACAUCAUGCGUCAUUUAUACAAUCAUUAACGAGCUCAAGGCAGAGCAGAAGCAAGACCAGGAUCUGACGGCAUACGUAACACUCGCGGAGGAAGCAAUAUCCGUUGCCACUGAGACGGCGAGUAGCAGUACAGCUGAUGCUGAGCCUGACAGCUCAGCUGGAAUGUUAGCGCUGGGACGCCACGCUACGCUAAUCGAUAAGGAAGUGGCUAUACCUACUACUCAAGUGACACGAGUACCGCCAUCUUCUAGCUUUGCAUCCACAUCCGGGUACAAGGUACUCAUGGAAAAAAUUGCAAGCCGUCUUCGAGCUUGGGGUCGAUGUGGCACUUCGUACCUGAAGUGCAUGUUUGCUAGUCCCAUCGCAUCGGGACGCAUGCGGCAUCUCACAUCAGACAGUACAGUCCACAGUGAAGAAGAUGAAGAAGACGAUGUCCGGAGUGACGACCGCGGAACUCCUAGCUUCAGUGUGAUGUUCCUAAGUGAAGAUGAGGUCGAAGUUGGAGAGAAAGAGGAUGAUGGAGAAGUCGUGGAAGAGACGUCGGCACUGAGCGUCAAUACUGUCGCUGAAGAUGGUAAGGGGGAAGGAGAAAAACACGAAGGUGAACCUGACGUAGGUGAAGAUGACGAAGGUGAAGGCAACAAGAAUGAAGUCAAAGAAGAUAGAAUGAGUGAAGCCACCGGAAAGACCAAAGACCGCCAUGAUUCCGUUCACACCGAAGGCUCGGACCAAGAACACGGUCUUCUUGAGUCUUUCGCGCACCGUAAAGUGUACGACCUGUGCAGUGUAGAAUGGGUGGAGGGUUUCCAAGUGGACAAAGAGAUCAAAUCCCGUACGACACCAGCGAUACGUGAAAAAGUCGAAGACUUGGAACCUGCCGAGGCACAUGUAGCCGGAGGCGACAAUAAGGGUGAAGCUGGCGACGAGGGUGGUGCAGAGGACGAUAAGGAUGGAGAUCAAAACGAUGAAUCUUCCAGUGAUGAAGACGAAGAUGCCUCGCGUCAGCAGGUGGCAUUCGUCGAUCGCGGUCGCUUCGAUACUUGGACAAUCCUCAACGUUCUCGGGUUAGGUGAUCUCGAUGAUCUGCGUAUGCUACGUCUGAGGGAAGGCUUCUUCAAGUUGCUUGAGCAAUGUUGA
Molecule: messenger RNA, 3303 nt
Organism: Letharia columbiana
Lineage: Eukaryota; Fungi; Ascomycota; Lecanoromycetes; Lecanorales; Parmeliaceae
Exons: 1
Coding region: 1-3303 (1100 amino acids)
Source: RefSeq, a predicted model, not a curated record